AACUGACCCAAAAUAUGAGAAAAGACUCAUUUUAUCACUUUCUCUAUCCUCCCAAUUAUCAGUCCUCACUCCUCAGACUAGAUCUGUCGCGACUGCCGCCUCGGCGCCGCUUACCGGAAUUCUACCGCAAAAGAAAGGUCGCCGUUGCCGACAGGUCUGCUGAGGUGCCGCACUCGCCAGCCCCAUACUCCGACUGUCCGACACUCGCCCAGUCGCCCGCUCGCCGAGUACGCGCUGCUUGGAAACGCCGGAACUCGGAAGCCCGGAACUGCCGCCUGCCGGAUUGCGGAAAUGAUACCUGUCAAAAAGGUCAAAUGGGAAACAACAACCCGAUCUUCGACAAUUUAUGUUCAAGAAAAUGAAAUCUCAAGAAACUUCAUCUACUUCUCCGGUAGAUAGUGAAACUCCUUCUCCUAAUGCUAGUGAGCCUAGUGUGUCUCCUCCUCAUGAAUCCCUUCAAACUCAAGAAAAUGAUAUGCAUGAAUUUGGUUAGAUUGAUGCAUGAUGGGGAUGCUAUCCAACCGCCUUGCGUCGAGCUUUCUUUCCUCCUACAAGUUAUGUUCUAAGGCAGAGUCUACAUUGAGAGCAGGCGAUAUUUUACAACUGAGAAGAACAUUUACAAUUGAGGAUGUUGUUGAAUAUUCCAGAGUCAGUUCUGACACGAAUCCUUUGCACUUGGACACUGAUUGUGCUCAAAAUGCUGGAUUUGAAGAUCGACUUGUUCAUGGGAUGCUAGUUGCUUCCUUGUUUCCUCGGAUUAUAUCCUCCCAUUUUCCUGGUGCUGUUUAUGUUUCACAGAACUUACAAUUCAGACAACCUGUCUAUGUUGGAGAUGAAGUUGUUGCUGAGGUACAGGCAAUGAACAUAAGGGCUUUCAAGAAGAACCACCUCGUGACAUUUUCGACUAGGUGCUUGAAGAAAGACAAUGUCCUUGCUCUCGAUGGUGAAGCUACGGCAAUCUUACCUUCUCUGAUUAAGCAAUGACUAGUGAAAUAAGAGAAAUUUUGUGGUACUAUAAAUGCAUUUCCUUGGCUUGAAAAUGGAAUAUCAUUGUCUGUGAAUCCAAUUUUUGUGCUUGUAAAAAGUGUAGUGCUCUCUAGUCAUUAGUACUGUAAUUGUCUGGGAAUCCAUUCAGUCUUCUUCUGUCUCUCUUCCUAGUGUUCGAGUAUGUGAGUUUAGUUUCGUUAUGUCACUCAUUUUGAUCAAUGGUUCCUUCAUUUAGUCUUGCGAGCUUACUGUUAUGCAACUUCUUUCACCUGUGAUAAUCUCAUUCUGAAGGCUUUAAUUUAAAGAUUUUUACAGCUUUUUGAUGGACA
Messenger RNA from Beta vulgaris subsp. vulgaris (sugar beet), 1316 nucleotides. Its product is annotated as 3-hydroxyacyl-[acyl-carrier-protein] dehydratase FERN, mitochondrial. The transcript is spliced from 5 exons. The record is from RefSeq and is a predicted model, not a curated record. The coding region runs from base 502 to 984 and encodes 160 amino acids. Lineage: Eukaryota; Viridiplantae; Streptophyta; Magnoliopsida; Caryophyllales; Amaranthaceae.